AUGCAACAUAUAGUAUGGUUAAAACGAUAUAAAGCUCAGUGCAGGUUAGCGUCGUAUUUCUUGCCGGAUGACUCCCUUGACAACUGUAGUGUUGCCUUCACUACUCUUGGCGACGCUGUGUAUGCAUUGACUGAGUCGCCUUAUUUGGUUCGAAUCGAUGUCGACACACUUGACUAUCUUGAAAAGGUCGAUAUACGUGAAAAACUAAACGUAAGCCUUCAUAUCUAUUCGGCUCAUCAGCACUCGGACAGUGAUGGGAAUCUAUACAAUGUUGGCAGUAUGUUUGGCCCCUCAUCAAAAUAUAUAUUUGCAAAAACAAAAAAUCCACUUCAUGUUGAAAAUUCUUCGAACAGUCACAGUUUCGAGAACACGGAACUGUUGGGCACGGUCGCUGCCGCAAACACUUGGGCACCCUCGUAUUAUCACUCAUUUGGCAUCACUGAGAACUAUUUCAUCUUGUUUGAAAGUCCAGAAAGGAUCAAUCUCAAGAAAAUCAUAUUCAAAAACUUCCUCGCCACUUCAUUCAAUGAAUGCAUGUAUUGGGAUGAUAGCCUUGCAGUGAAUGUGAUCCUAUUCGACAGGAUCAAUUCUAGAACUGUGGAGAGGAAGAUAACAUCCGAUGCGUUCUUCACUUUCCAUCAUGCUAACGCCUUCGAGAAGGACGGGUUCGUUGUCGUUGACUAUUGCAAAUACGAUAAUCCAGGGAGCUUCGAUGAUUUGCUUCUGGAGCACAUGCGUAGUGGUUCGCUUAUCUCGAAGAGUUCGAAAUUUGUGUCGUAUCUCCAUCGAAUGAUAAUUCCUCUGCAUGUGAGUGACAAGCACCAGCCGGGUGAUGAUCUACUAUCCACAUGUGAAAUGGCGAAUGGAUGUGAAGCAAUAUUAAAGGAGGACGGCAGCAUCCAUUGUAAAGACAGGAGAAUUUGUGACAUUCCUUUUGAAUUCCCUCGCUACUGUUACGACUUAAACAUGAAGGAGUAUCGUUACGUCUAUGGCGCCUGCCUAGGUCACGAGACGGAAGCGAAACGAGGUGUUGUGAAAGUUGAUAUGAAGGAGGAAAACUAUAAGGCUUGGCACAAGGACGCAGCCGAUCAAAUCUGCGCUGAGCCUAUACUGGUGAACAGACCUGGAUAUGAAAAAGAGGAUGAAGGAGUGUUGCUGGUUCCUGUCGUCACAAUAAACGAAAAGGAUACACCCUAUGUUGUUGUGUUGAAUGCGGAAACUAUGGAAGAACAGGGUCGUUUCCUCAUUCCGCAAUCACGAAUUCCUCUUGGAUUCCAUGCUCAUUAUGUACCACGAUCAGAUUUGUAA
This is a messenger RNA of Necator americanus (New World hookworm), 1308 nucleotides long. RefSeq lists its product as uncharacterized. Gene Ontology annotation, molecular function: beta-carotene 15,15'-dioxygenase activity; carotenoid dioxygenase activity. The record is from RefSeq and is a predicted model, not a curated record. Gene Ontology annotation, biological process: carotene catabolic process; retinal metabolic process. Bases 1 to 1308 code for a protein of 435 amino acids. Lineage: Eukaryota; Metazoa; Nematoda; Chromadorea; Rhabditida; Ancylostomatidae. The transcript has 10 exons.